This is a messenger RNA of Fusarium coffeatum, 1536 nucleotides long. RefSeq lists its product as uncharacterized. Lineage: Eukaryota; Fungi; Ascomycota; Sordariomycetes; Hypocreales; Nectriaceae. Gene Ontology annotation, biological process: transmembrane transport. Gene Ontology annotation, molecular function: transmembrane transporter activity. The transcript has 5 exons. The record is from RefSeq and is a predicted model, not a curated record. Bases 1 to 1536 code for a protein of 511 amino acids.
AUGGUGCACAAAAACACAAAUGACGAGCUUACACACGAUCUCUCUCCAACCCAAGUGGCCGAAGAGGAUUUGAAGCGCCAAAGAGACCUGGAGGAGGGAUCAACUUCAGUCGAAUUUGACGAGCCUGCUGAUAAUGACCCCAAUAUCGUCAAUUGGGAUUGCCCUGAUGACCCAGCCAACCCUCAGAACUGGUCAAUGAAAAAGAAGACCGUCACGGUCGUUAUUGUGUCUUCCGUCACAUUCGUCACGCCGCUGGCUUCUUCCAUUUUCGCACCCAGCAUUGAACAAGUCAUGACUGAAUUCAACUCAACCAACACUCAGUUGGCAUCUUUCAUCGUCUCGGUUUACCUUAUCGGAUACUGUUUCGGCCCGCUUGUCAUUGCUCCCUUGUCUGAGAUGUACGGUCGGCUCCCACUCUACCACGUUUGCAAUGUCCUCUUCGUUAUAUUUAACGUUGCUUGCGCAUUGGCUCCUAACUUGGGUGGUCUUAUUGCCUUUCGGCUUCUUGCCGGGCUCGCGGGCUCUUGUCCACUCACGAUUGGAGCUGGAUCACUUGCCGACAUGAUUUCCAAAGAUAAACGUGGGGCUGCCAUGUCUUCAUGGGCUCUUGGACCCCUUUUCGGACCAGUAAUCGGACCAGUUGCCGGUGGAUAUCUUUCUCAAGCCAAGAGUUGGCGCUGGUCCUUUUGGGUUGUUUCUAUUCUAGCCGGUGCAAUCACGAUAAUGGCCUUCAUAUUUAUGAGAGAGACCUACGCAUAUGCUCUUCUCGAUCAAAAGACCAAGAGACUUCGCAAAGAAACAGGAAACCCCAAACUCCGCUCCAUUCUCGAUAAAGGCACCACCACGAAGGAACUCUUUAGCUUGGCCAUGGUGCGGCCCACCAAGAUGCUUUUGUUUGCGCCUAUCGUAUCGCUUCUUUCGCUCUACAUGGCUCUCGUUUAUGGCUACCUUUACCUUCUCUUUACAGCUAUGCCAACUCUUUUCGAGAAAGAAUACAACUUUGCUAGUGGAUCAGUUGGUCUUUCUUAUCUGGGUAUCGGUACAGGAUCGUUGAUCGGACUCGUCAUCUCUGGGGCGACAUCAGACCCCCUGGUUAGAUACUUGGCUAAGAAGAAUGGAGGAGAGCGUAAGCCAGAGUAUCGACUACCACUCAUGGCGGCAGCUUGUCUUAUCAUCCCAGCUGGUUUGUUCUUAUUUGGAUGGACUGCUGAGAACAAGAGCCACUGGAUCUUACCCAUUAUUGGCACUUCCUUCUUGGGAGUGGGUAUGAUCAUCGUAUUUAUGUGCAUCUCAGUUUAUCUCGUUGAUGCAUACCUCGAGUACGCUGCGUCUGCCAUUGCUGCAAGCACUGUACUCCGAUCACUCGUCGGAGCACUGUUGCCAUUGGCCGGAGGAAGCAUGUAUAAGAGUCUCGGUUAUGGUUGGGGGACCUCUGUGCUAGGCUUUGUUGCAGCAGCGGCAAUCCCGUUACCAGUGAUCUUUUUCAAGUACGGCGAGAGGAUCCGAAGCAGGAAUCUGUUUGAUGUCAAGCUCUAA